AUGCAAUCAGAAACUGCUCCUGUCACAAAUCCCAGUCUUGAGGGCUACAGAAUGCUCGUCAAAAUGUGGACCGAGUUCUGGAACCCCACCAAAAAAACAUUCACCUCUCGAUGGAGCUGCCAUGGCGUCUAUGGCGACGAAAAGAAGUUCAAUGUCUGGUCUGUGGCCGUCGCCUUGGAGGCAAUUACCGAUGGUGCAAGACUAUAUCCAAAGGAAAUCACUCCCAUGAUAGACUUGGUUAUCAACGCUUUGCUAAAAUACAAGUCUCCCGAGCACCAUGGUUACUGUGCUGUUGAAAACUUCUCUGGAAACAAGGACAUAUACUAUGAUGAUGAUGCUCAGGUGGCAAUUGGCCUAAUAAAUGCUUAUGAAGUCACUGGCGGGACUAAGAGAAACUAUCUUGAUCUUGCGAGAGAUUUGCUAAGAUUCCUCAUUGGGGGUUAUAAUUAUAACAACAAUAAAGCAAAGGGUGGUGUGUAUUGGCACGUUUCUCACGACUAUGUCAAUGCUUGCACAACUGCUGAAGUUGCAAUUGCCUGUUUAAAAUUUGCUAAGUUUGUUCCAAAUGAAAGGAAUUAUUACGUUCAAUUCGCUGCCCAAUGCAUAGAAUGGCAAAUCAACACUCUAAUGGACCCUAAAGACUUCUUGAUCAAAGAUGGAAAAAGUGAAAACUCGGAUAACAUCAAUGGUGCCAAAUGGUCCUAUAAUACGGGCACAACUUUAUCUGCUGCCUGCUAUUUAUACCACUACACCAAAAGCCCAAAAUGGCUCAAAAUUGCAAACAACUUGGUAUCUGCUGCCACAAGCCAUCAUUCAGAGAUCUUCGAUAGAGACUAUCCAAUGGAAAAGAGAUACUGGAGAGACAUGUCCUAUUUCGUCCAACUAUUGUUUGAAGGUUUAGCUGACUAUAUGCUCUUUAUUGGUCCAGAGGCCUCGCAAGAGGUUAAGGACUCAAUAGAAUAUGAAUUUAAAAGACAUUUGGCUUAUUUUAGAAAAUUCAACUAUGACAAAAACGACGGCUUCUACUACCAAUGCUUUGAAUGCCAUCAAACAAGCGAAGAUGCCUAUAAGAUUUAUAAAGCUGAAUGGAAUGGCCACAAGAAUUACAAUCAAAACAAAGAAGACCAUGCCAAAAAUCUCAUUGGUGCUGCUUCUGCUGCUAGAAUUUGGUUCCAAGGUGCAAGAGUUGUGCCUGAGUUGGACCCUGAGAUUUUCUCCAAGCCCAAUUUUUAA
This is a messenger RNA of Ascoidea rubescens DSM 1968, 1233 nucleotides long. Its product is annotated as glycoside hydrolase family 76 protein. NCBI's taxonomy places the organism in Eukaryota, Fungi, Ascomycota, Saccharomycetes, Ascoideales, Ascoideaceae. The coding region runs from base 1 to 1233 and encodes 410 amino acids. Gene Ontology annotation, biological process: carbohydrate metabolic process. The transcript has a single exon. The record is from RefSeq and is a predicted model, not a curated record.